AUGUCAGUACCUAAUUCCAAAGAGCAGUCGCUCCUAGAUGAUGCAUCCACAUUGUUAUUGUUUUCAAAAGGGAAAAAAAGAGCUGAAGAAGCUUCAAAAAUAGGCUCUAAAACAGAUACUAUUGAGCAUGAUGAGUCUCAUGAGAGAGAAAAAAAAGGAGCAAUAGAAAUGGCAGCAGCAGCACUGGCUACAGCAUCCACAGUUUCUUUACCUUUAAAGAAAGCUACUGAGCAAUCGGCGGCAGAAGCAGCAACAUCCACGGCAGCAAAAGAAGAGACCGAAAAUCAACCUCAAAAGCAACCUCAAUGGCCGGUACCUGAUUCGUAUAUAGUCGAUCCUGACGCGGGUAUAAUUACAUGUAUAUGUGAUUUAAAUGAUGAUGAUGGAUUCACUAUCCAAUGUGACCACUGCAACAGAUGGCAGCAUGCUAUUUGCUAUGGCAUCAAAGAUAUUGGGAUGGCACCUGAUGAUUACCUUUGCAACUCAUGUGAUCCAAGAGAGGUAGACAUUAACUUGGCUAGGAAAAUACAGCAGGAACGCAUAAACGUAAAAACAGUAGAACCUUCUUCAUCAAACAAUAGUGCUAGUAAUAAGAAUAACGGUCGGGACAGAGCAUCGAGUACAACUAUUAGUGACGUUGGCGAUAGCUUUUCAACGGAUCAGGACAAUACUAACCACAGGGACAAAAGAAGGAAAAGAAACCCAUCAAAUAAUAGUAUAGACUCCAAAAACGAAAGCGCUUCUGUCAAUUCUUCCGAUGGAUUGACUUCUAUGCCCAAGAAAAAAGAGCAUUUCCUGAGUGCAAAAGACGCAUAUGGUGCAAUAUACUUGCCCUUGAAAGACAAUGUGUUUAAAAGUGAUCUGAUCGAACCGUUCUUAAAUAAACAUAUGGAUGAUAAUUGGGUCAUACAAUAUCCUCAUAAGACCUUUAAAUCUGUGUCAAUUGAAGUCAAACCGUAUGCUGACAUUGCAUAUUCCAGGACUUACCCAGGCUUCACGAAAUUAGGAGUUUAUCUCAAAAAGGACUGCAUAAAAGGUGAUUUCAUUCAAGAAAUUUUAGGCGAAUUGGACUUCUAUAAAAAUUAUCUCACUGACCCACGAAACCAUUACAGGAUAUGGGGUACAGCUAAAAGAAGGGUCAUUUUCCAUUCCCAUUGGCCGAUAUAUAUAGAUGCACGCUUAUCAGGCAAUUCAACUAGGUAUUUGAGAAGAAGUUGCCAGCCGAAUGUUGAAUUAGUAACUAUAAAACUGCAAGAUACAGACAAUAGGAAUGACAAAAGCAGUGGAAGAAAAUCAAGUAGAAUAAAAUUUGUUUUAAGAGCUUUGAGAGAUAUUUCAGAGGAUGAGGAGUUAUACAUCAAAUGGCAGUGGGAUUCAAAACAUCCUAUAUUAAAAUUAAUAAAGGGCAUGACAAUAGACUCUUUAGAUGACCUUGAAAGGUAUGGGCUGAUAAAUUCGGUAGAAACAAUUUUGAGUAACGGCGAAUGCGGCUGUGGAAAUAAUUCUAAAGAUUGUUAUUUAUUGAAAGUGAAGAGAUACGCGCAAAGUCUUUAUAAAUCUGUGAAAUCCAGAGGAAAAAUGAACAACAGAUAUAAAUUAAAUGAAAUUCUCAACCAAUAUAAUUGCAAAAAGAGACGUGAGCCACCAAUUUUGCAUAGGCUAGAAGAAAAGGCUCAAAAUACUAUAGAAAGAGCUCCAAUACUUUUGAAUAAUUUUUAUCGACAAAAAUUCCUUAAUCGAAAUAAUGGUCCAAAAAUUCCUCAAAAGAAUACUAUUGAUAGUACAAAUAAUCCUGAUGAUAUUGCAAAACCCUUCAAAUUCGCCUUAUUUGCACAACAUUCUUCUAAUAUUUCUGUUCCCAAAAAAAAUGAAACUUCAGAAAAACCUUUAAUAAUUACGAAGAGCACAGAUUAUGACGAAUCACACAUUACCAAUAUUGAAGAAUUACCAAUUCCAGUUCUUUUACCAAUAAACAAGACGUCAAGGCAAACUGCAAACGAUGUCGAAGAGAGUCAAUCAAAGAAUGAACAUAAAUUAAGUAGAACCCCUUCUCUUUCAAAUUUCAAUAAAGAACUGUCAAAGGAAGCACAACACAGUCAAGCAAAAACAAAAGAAAUCAUGACAGAAGCUUCGGUUAAUUCAAGGCGAGAAUCCACUCCAGAAAGUAUAAUGCACUUAUCAGAUUUUUCGUCCUCACAACUGCAUUCGAAAAAGAAAUUAAGCUUUGCGGAUUACAGAAAAAAACUACUGAAAUAA
Messenger RNA from Saccharomyces cerevisiae S288C, 2256 nucleotides. RefSeq names its product histone-binding protein SET3 (gene SET3). Bases 1 to 2256 code for a protein of 751 amino acids. Gene Ontology annotation, cellular component: nucleus; chromosome. The transcript has a single exon. The record is from RefSeq and is marked reviewed. Lineage: Eukaryota; Fungi; Ascomycota; Saccharomycetes; Saccharomycetales; Saccharomycetaceae.